This is a messenger RNA of Mizuhopecten yessoensis (Yesso scallop), 1816 nucleotides long. Its product is annotated as monocarboxylate transporter 9-like. Bases 16 to 1332 code for a protein of 438 amino acids. Gene Ontology annotation, biological process: transmembrane transport; monocarboxylic acid transport. Gene Ontology annotation, molecular function: monocarboxylic acid transmembrane transporter activity. Lineage: Eukaryota; Metazoa; Mollusca; Bivalvia; Pectinida; Pectinidae. The record is from RefSeq and is a predicted model, not a curated record. The transcript has 4 exons.
ACACUACUCUGAAACAUGGCGAUUCAACAGGACACAUCAGUCCGCAAGUGGUUGGUGCUCGUUGCAAGCUUUUUCAACAUGUUUUUCUGUGCUGGAUUUCCAUUCAAUAUGUCAGUGUUAAACACGGAAUUUUUACGUGUAUUCGAGAGAAGUAAAGCGGAAACGGCACUUGUACAGUCUGUUAUUUCAGGAACACUGUUAAUUGCAGGUUACCCUUGCGGUCAAAGCGUAAACAGAUUUGGAGUACGCAAAAUGGGCAUUCUUUCCGGACUGCUGGCUUCAGUCGGACUCUCUGUUUCCUUUUUUGCAACAAGCAUCCCUUAUCUCGUCAUCACUGUGGGUAUAAUAACAGGUCUAGGAUUGUCAUUGGCGUAUGUAGCGUCUACUACUGCAAUAGGUGAGUAUUUUACUGGAAACGCCCGGCAUCUGGCUAUGUCUUUUGUGGCAUGUGGAUCUGGAUGUGGUUCAAUGGUUUUCCCGUACCUAUUGGACAGGCUUAUUAGCGUGUUCGGCUGGAGAGGAUGUUUACUCAUUGUUGGAGGACUCAUGGCGAAUAUGAUCUGCCUGUCUGCCAUUUGUAAACCCCUAACAGUCGGUUUGGCGCAGUCGAAAUAUGUGCAAUCAAAUAAAACCAAUUUGAAGCCGCAUCAAAUCAAUGAUACUGGACUAAACAUUUCUAACGGACAUACACAUUGUUUCAUGAAGCUGGUUUUGCUAUCAAAGAACUAUGCCUUUAUCAUCUUCAUCCUUGGUAUAGCAUGCACUAUUCCUGUUUUUAAUUGUAUUCUGAUUUACAUAAUAGACUUUUUGAAGACAAAGUCAUUUGACAGUGAGGAAGCAUUGCUGCUUUAUCUCUUUAUGAGUGUAGCCAACACGCUGGGUAGAAUGAUUCCCGGGUUAUGUAAGUACAUACCUCAUGUGAGUUCACUGGUCAUACCAGCACUUACUACAAUCAUAAGUUGUAUUUCGACUGUUGGACUAUUGUUUGCAAAUACAUAUAAACAACACCUCCUUCUGAUGUGUGGAUUCGGACUAGCGAUGGGCAGCAUUGUAACGGUGAUGUCGAUGACGACCAUUACGCUUGUUGGACUAGCUAACUUCUCUGUUGGUGUGGGGAUCCUGAUGACGGUUACCGGUGUCAGUUCCGUGUGUGCUGGAACCAUUUCAGGCUGGCUACUCGACCUGACGGGUACUUACACGGUGGCAUACUACAGUGCUGCAGCCUCCCACGGCGUGGCCGUAUGUCUGUUCUGUCUAGCAGCAUUGAUACGGAAACAUAAUCGACUAACAUCUGAUACAUAUCAUCUCGGAGAUUCAGUUGACGGACCAUGAACCACUUGUGUGCAUCACCACCUCCAAGAUUCAGUUGACAGACAAUGAACUACUUUAGUGUAUUGAUAUAUCGCCGAACAUCGAACCGUUACUACCCCCAUGGUUCAGUUGACGGACAAUGAAUUACUUUUGUGAAUUAUUUGUCACAUGAUAUCAAACGUUUACGACUUCUACCAUAAACCAUUAAAGUGUUGUCUAAAAUCGAACUUAUACCACUUCCAAGGUUCAGUAGACGGACCACGAACCACUUUUAUGCAUUAAUAUAUCAUUAAACGUCAAAAGCAUACCACUUCCAAGGUUCAAUAGACGGACGAAUUACUUUGGUGUACUGUAUAAAAUAAAAUGUUCGUAUGUAUAAACUUUCGUUGUUUUCAUGGUUUCUAUGGGACCACAGAUAUAAAUACAACGAAUAUUUGUACAACUCAAAAGAAUAUACACAACGUAAAUGUGAAAAUAAUAUCAACUUUAUUUCAAUCAAAAAGGU